Aethina tumida (small hive beetle) is the source of this 522-nucleotide messenger RNA. RefSeq names its product calmodulin-like. Bases 1 to 501 code for a protein of 166 amino acids. Gene Ontology annotation, cellular component: myosin II complex. NCBI's taxonomy places the organism in Eukaryota, Metazoa, Arthropoda, Insecta, Coleoptera, Nitidulidae. The transcript has a single exon. The record is from RefSeq and is a predicted model, not a curated record. Gene Ontology annotation, molecular function: calcium ion binding.
AUGAGUGUUGCCAUGAAUGUGUUUAAUUUAUGUUGUCAAAUCGUUGCCAAAAUGGUUGAAAAGUUCACAGAGAAGCAGAUCAGUGAGUACAAAGAGGCGUUUGCCUUGUUUGAUUACAAGGUUGAAGGUAAGAUACUCCUCAAGGAUAUUGGUUUGGUCAUAAGAACGAUUGGAUUUAAUCCAACCCUGAAGGAGAUCGAUGAAAUAAUUGCCAAUAACACCAACGAAAAAGGUACCAAGAUAGAUUUUCUAAAAUUUUUGAGAAUAAUGGCUGCCAGGAGGCCCGUCAAUGAUACGGAGGAAGACAUUCGAGCAGCCUUCAGAUUAUUUGACAAAGACCUGACUGGGUAUAUUAAUGUUGAAGUCUUAAGGAACAUCCUGGUGAAUAUGGCUGAAACAUUAUCGGAGGAUGAAGUUAAUGCGUUCAUCAGCGAAGCUGACACCAAUCAGGACGGACAAAUUGAUUAUGAAGCUUUUGUUGACAAAAUGAUAAGCAAAUAAUAAACAAUAAUUUAUUAUUAA